Frankliniella occidentalis (western flower thrips) is the source of this 3129-nucleotide messenger RNA. RefSeq names its product hepatocyte nuclear factor 4-gamma (gene Hnf4). Gene Ontology annotation, cellular component: nucleus. Gene Ontology annotation, molecular function: RNA polymerase II cis-regulatory region sequence-specific DNA binding; nuclear receptor activity; zinc ion binding. The record is from RefSeq and is a predicted model, not a curated record. Lineage: Eukaryota; Metazoa; Arthropoda; Insecta; Thysanoptera; Thripidae. Gene Ontology annotation, biological process: anatomical structure development; cell differentiation; regulation of transcription by RNA polymerase II.
CCGGCUCCCAGCCGGUCGAGUUGUACGUUCGCUGUCUCCGCGCUCGCCUCGCAUACGCCUCGCGCCUCCGCUACGCUCCGCUCGGCCCCGCUCGGCUUCGCUCGGCGCCGCCUGUCCUGUGCGCCAUCUCUCAUGUGAGGGCCGCUCCUCCCCGCGAGUAUCCUGCGCGUCGUCCUGGAGGUGCUGCAGGAGUAGGCCGACGAGACCCUCAGCCAGCCGCGACACUCAAGCGUACCCCAAGCCCACACGCACGCACACACACUCGCGCGCGCGGGAGCGCGACUCUGCGUCAGCAUGGUGGAGACGGAGUACAUGGACCCGGACUCGGGCUACUUCUCCACGAGCAUAGGCCUCGGGACGGACUGCAUCCUGCUGGACCUGUCGAUGGACAUGGAUCCUGGAAUGGGCUACCUAGGACUGCGCUCUCCUGGCUCCGACCACGGCAACGCCCUCGACUACACCAAGGAUGAGGACACGAUGACGCCGUGGUCCCCGACUCCUGGCUGCUCGCCGUACCACGGCCCGUUCGAGGACCCCGCGGGGCCCAUGGCCCAGCACAAGGCCCUGGGGCCCUCGCCCUACGUGUCCAUGGUACUACCCUUGGGAUGCCCGGGCAGCCCAGAUGCAGACGGCGACAUCACCAUGGGCCCGGGCCCGACCGGGGGCGGCCCCGCCAGCAGCGUCCAGGCCACGCUCCAGGCGUCGCUGGGGGCGGCGGGGGCGGGCGGCGCUGGCGCCGUGCUGAACCAGCACUGCUCCAUCUGCGGGGACCGGGCCACGGGCAAGCACUAUGGCGCCGCCUCCUGCGACGGCUGCAAGGGCUUCUUCCGGCGCUCUGUGCGCAAGAACCACGUGUACACGUGCAGGCCAACGAUUGCGACCUGAGCAACAAGCAGGUGGCCAACAUUAACGACGUGUGCGAUUCGAUGAAGCAGCAGUUGCUGUUCCUCGUAGAGUGGGCCAAGUUCAUCCCGGCCUUCACCGAGCUGUCGCUGGACGACCAGGUGGCACUGCUGCGCGCGCACGCGGGAGAGCACCUGCUGCUGGGGCUGGCGCGCCGCUCGCUGCACCUCAACGACGUCCUGCUGCUCGGCAACAACUGCAUCGUGCCGCGCUACUCGGCCGACUCGUCCGUGCCGCCGGACCUCGACAUCUCCCGGGUGGGCACCCGGGUCAUGGACGAGCUGGUGCGGCCGCUCCGGGAGGUGCAGAUCGACGACUCGGAGUUCGCCUGCCUCAAGGCCAUCGUCUUCUUCGACCCCAAUGCCGCCGGCCUGAACGAGCCCCAGCGGGUCAAGUCGCUGCGCUACCAGGUCCAGAUGAACCUGGAGGACUACAUCAGUGAUCGGCAGUACGACCCCCGGGGCCGCUUCGGCGAACUCCUCCUCACCUUGCCCGCGCUGCAGAGCAUCACCUGGCAGAUGAUCGAGCAGAUCCAGUUCGCCAAGCUGUUCGGCGUCGCCAAGAUUGACUCCCUGCUGCAGGAGAUGUUGCUGGGAGUGGCUGUCUACGUUGUCGCAGGCGCCUCCGCGGAGAACAUGGCCAGCACGUCGGGGGCGGCCGCGGCCCAGGCUGCCGCUGCGCAGGCUGCCACGGCCUCGGUGGCCUCGGUGGCCUCGACGCACGCCUCGGCCUCGACCAACGGCUCUCCGGCCUCUGCCCACGGGUCCGCCGGCCACCACCACUACCCCAGCUCCAGCUCACCGUGCCCCGGCAGCCCGUCCAGCCCCGGCCUCAGCCCGGCGGCCGCGGCCUCCUCCAACGGCCACCGCUCCAACGGUUCGCCUUCCGGGCUCCACCACGAGCUGCCUGGCCACGGCCACCACAUGGAGGCUGACUCGUACCGCAUCGCCUUCAAGCAGGAACCCGAGACCAGCUUCUGAUCGCGUUCGCACCACAAUGCGCGCACAAAGAUCCAGGCGAGAAAUGAUAUGGCCCAAACCCCGUGGUUGCUGCAUCAAAUCGAUGUGUAUUCCAGCAGUUGUAAACCGAAUCGAUGUCCUCUCGCCCCGUCAUUUUUAACUGGUUCAAAAAACUUGUUAUUUUCUGUAAUCUAGUGCGUCUUGUCCUGCGAGUCUAUUUUUAUGUUUUUAAUCGAAUGGUUAGAAGGAAAGAACUUUUGCCUCCUGGAUUUUUUUAAAUGGAUAGAGGAAUGGCAUACUUUCAACUGGACCUCUUUCAAAAUGAUCAACGAGCGUUCCAAAUUAACUGCACAGUCUGUUUACAAUUCAAUGUAUUUUUUUGCAAAUUAUUUUAAUAAUGGACAAUUGAAAUGAUUUUUGGCAGCAUUGUGUUCAUGUUGUUAAAAAUAAUAUUUGUCGAUAAAUCAGCAAUGUCUUUUUAAAUAUUUAUAAAAUGUUGCUUUUUAUGGUUUUUAUGUCCUAUGCUGAGCCGGUCUCAUUAUAUUUUUGUUUGUAAAUAAACCACAUUUGUGGUUGUUCAGUCAAAGCUGUGCAUGAUGUAAAUGUAUGCAUCCCCGACAAAGCAAUCUUCCUAACAAGUAUUACCUUGUCCCUUUUACUUGGGCUCAGAACGAUAAUGAUGUAAGUGUGCCAAAAAGACUCCUUGGUGAUGUGAGUAUGAAAUCGCUCUCUUGAUGAGUCAAAUGCAUUUAUUUGCUGGGGUCUUAUUGACUUGCAUAGUGCAGCCAAUAUUUCUUAAUAUUUGCUCAAAAUAUUUCUCUGUGCAGGGUAUAUUUCUUGCUCAACUACUAUUACUAAUGCAAGUGUCAGUAAAAAUGUGUACACUAUUAUUAUGGUGAGGGCUCAUUGCAUGGAGAUGAAUUACAUUCAUAUGUGCAUCAGGAAGAGCAAUGAUGCAGCUCCUCUAUAAAAUAGAGAUGCAUUUAAGAAGGCCUUUCAAAGAAAGUGUUACAGGGUAUUUCUGAUACAUUCCAAAGAAGCAUUGCCAUACGUUAUUGUUUUUCUUUAUUGUCUCAAACAAAUUAAGAUUAUAUCAAUCUUUGAUUUUUGCUCAUUGUACUUUAAGUCCCAUUUUUGUUGGAUGUUUUUAUUCCGAGUGUCAUUGUAUGCUACGUUUGUGUUGUUAGUGUCUAAGUCUUAUGUAAUUACGCGUCAGCAAUUGGCGUAUCAAAGUAUCCAAGUAAAUAAACUAGGUGUGUUUAUAAAA